UAUAGACCGCGGUGUUCAAUAUUGGCGAUACCUUUCAUCAGGCCAUACAUUAAUAUAUAAUGGAAUUCAAGUCUCCUUCAGUCACUAAACAUAAACUUAUUCGGCUUCAAUUUUAUAAUUGCCCUCCAAGUGAGGUUAUUGAACUGAAUGAACUAGAAGAAUAUGCCGUUCAUCGUAUUCGGGUGUUAAAAUGUGUUGAGGCUGUUGGGCAAGAUUGUAUUCGAGGCACUAAGGAUUAUGAUGAUAAAAUGACAACGGAAUUGACAAAAAUAGGUGGCUUCGGAAAAAUAUUUACCGCAUGUUCUUCCUCUUCAAAGAAUGCAAAGGAAGAUAUUCACAAGGACAUCAUUUCCCACUUUAUUUUACAGGUUGCGUACUGUCGUAGCGAAGAUCUACGUCGGUGGUUUGUUCAGCAAGAGGUAGACUUAUUUCGCUUCCGAUUUCUCAAUGAACGUAACAAUUCUGCUCUUGGUGCAGAAAUUAUUUCAAAAUUUCUCUGUGAAAAUCACCUCAAUUUCACCCUUAUGUCGAAUUUUGAACGAACGAAUCUACUAAAAUAUUUAAUAGCAGGUACAGCCACUGCAGGAAUUGAUUAUAAUACCACUGCAUUUUACAAAGUUCAUUUUACUGAGGUUUCAGAUCUUAUUCGAUCUAGAAGGGUUUUUGUACAGGCAGGAUAUGCGUUUGUACCAGAACCUGACUUAGUCAGUCUCGUUGUCUCUUGUUUCCGGACCAGUUUAUCACGCAAUUUAGCGCACCUUGGGUUAACUUUGUGUUCUAGAAUAGCGUGUGAAGAAAAUCGGGUUUUACCUCUGUUGUCAUCCUUAUCCAGUCGUUAUCUUGGUGAGGACUAUUCAGCUAAAGCACCUGUUACUGGAGUGGUCAAAGCUGAUGAUAUAGACGGUUUCUCAAAACAGCCAGGCCUUCUACCACCGUGUAUGGCACAGUUGCAUGAAGCUCUCAAAGUCCAUCACCACUUGCGACAUUCCGGUAGAAUGCAGUACGGCCUAUUUUUAAAGGGUAUUGGAUUACCUCUGGAAGAGUCACUUAAGUUUUGGCGCAAAGCAUUCGCUCCUAAGUGCGACAGCGAUCAAUUUAAUAAGGCUUACGCCUAUAACAUCAGACAUAAUUAUGGGAAAGAAGGAAAACGUGCUGACUAUACACCGUAUUCUUGUAUCAGGAUUGUAUCAGGUAGUGCUCCAGGAGCCGGAGAUUAUCAUGGCUGUCCUUUUCGGCAUAUGGAUCCCGAGCUUCUGCGCCAGCGAUUACUGUCAGGUGGUCGCCUGUCUUCAGAUGUUGCAGAAAAUAUUGUUCAGCGAGCAAAAGAAAGACUUUACCAUCUAAGUUGUCGUGAAUACUUACGUGGGAUGUUAAAAUUGAGUGUAGACGAUAUAUCUGGGGUAACCAUUCACCAUCCAAACCAAUAUUUUGAAGAAGCUCGAAAGAUAUUACAAGGCAACAAAAAUAACCCUACGGUUGACAAAAUCUAUGUGAAAAAAGUCAAAUUGUACAAUGAUGAUGAUGACGACAGACUACUUCAAGCGAUUGACAUUUGUGAUGCAAGCUUUACAUCGUCCAUUAACGAUAAUGACAGUCUAAUAUGUUGAUCGCUGAUGUUUUUACUUAUCAUUCUUCAGUAUAGGAAGGAUUUCUCGUUAAUCAUUUAUAGCACAUAAAUGUUUCAAUUACGUAUUUUAAAAAACUAAAGGAAAAACUGAAUUAUACUUAUACAGAAUCCUAUGUGCUUGAAGUCCCACUAUUUGUACUAUUCUCUAUUUUUUGGAUUACGAUUUUCAUUUUUAACUAAGAAUUCUUAAAUUUCCUGUUUACUAUUACCCUUGUAUAAUAAAACCAAGACAAUCUGUCGAUAAAUAUUCUG
Schistosoma turkestanicum is the source of this 1879-nucleotide messenger RNA. The record is from the annotation of a GenBank genome assembly. NCBI's taxonomy places the organism in Eukaryota, Metazoa, Platyhelminthes, Trematoda, Strigeidida, Schistosomatidae.